AUGGCGGCUAAUAAAAGCGCGCCCGACAGGACGCCGUUGAUAUGUACAAGGAAUGAGAUCUAUUCGAGAAUAAUAUCCCCGGUCGGGAUUGUUUACGGGCUCAGCUCUCGGUCGGAUUGGUCCGCUAGUUCGCCGCGAGCACAGACGGUGCGCCCGUGCACACAGGAAACGCUGCCGAUAAGCGGAACGCCGAUAACAUCGCCGCGGCCGUCGCGGUGCCGGGCUCCGGUCGUGUUUGUCAUCCGUAUCACGUGGCGCUCCGCUCGCCCAUGCCCAUUGCUCACCUCACCGGCGACCGGCCGCCGCGUUAGUUGUGGCGGGCUGCCCGCACCGGCACACCGUCGCCGUCGACGUUCGCGCGCCAACGUCUACGCGGCGAAACACGCGACACGUGCACGAACAUUGUUGCACAACAAUACGCCGCGCGUAGGCAAGGACGCCCCGGCGAUGCGGCCGUAUCGGCCCGGUGGCCGCAAUCGCAUCGGCACCGUCGGACGUGUCACGUCCGGUCGCGGCCAGACGCCUAAA
Molecule: messenger RNA, 528 nt
Organism: Iphiclides podalirius (scarce swallowtail)
Lineage: Eukaryota; Metazoa; Arthropoda; Insecta; Lepidoptera; Papilionidae
Source: the annotation of a GenBank genome assembly